Messenger RNA from Prorocentrum cordatum, 705 nucleotides. NCBI's taxonomy places the organism in Eukaryota, Dinophyceae, Prorocentrales, Prorocentraceae. The record is from the annotation of a GenBank genome assembly.
AUGAUAGACAAUUUCAAGGAAGCGCCCGACAGCAGAGACGUCAUUCUGACUACGCGGUGGUACAUUGCGGACGAGGCCACCAACAUGCCCCUUAUGUUUUUGCCUGCAGCGUUGCUGGCAGUCCUUCCACCGUGGGGGGAACUCGGUUGGGCCACGCACAACGCGGUCAAGCCGAAGCUCGCAGACGAUUUGAAAAAGUUUGCCGCCAAAAUCUCAGAGGACCCAUACAAUAUAAAGCAGGGCGCUGUCCACCUGGUGCAAUGGUUGGAUGGGACAAUGGAGACAGCGCCCGUCUUAGACGCAUCUUACAUGGCCUGGUGGAUUGUGAAUGGCAGUGCCCGGCGCCCCGCUUUGGAGGAGCGCCCUGACAUAGCCACGUGCCCCGCGUUAGAUUUGGAGCCAUGCCGCAAUUCAAUGGCGGUUGGCCCGCCAGGGUUCAAAUGGGGGGCCAGCCUGAAGAAGCUGGAGAAGAAUGCGUCUAAGCGCGCCGUAUUUGUGUACCCCCUUGCUGUGCAGAUCCAGCACGAGAAUCCUGGAACCUGCUGGGAUGAGGCCGUGCGUCUCGCCGAAGAGGUGUGGUGUCAAGGUGGCGCCACGCUGCCCAGGGAGGAAGUUGGAGGCCCUGGCCUGGUUGAGGAGAUAGCUAAUAGCGAUGACUCCGAACAGGAGGCGCCAGAUCCUGAGGAGAGUUUGUUUUUCGAUUAG